UCUAAGGGAGGCCGCCUAUUUUUUAAUUUUUGCUUUGGUGGCCGUCGUUUUGGCGGAAGAGGCAGACCCGGAUGUCGGCGUUAAGAAAUUGGAAGCCGAGGAGAGGCAGGACAUGGACGACAACAUCGCCGAGAGUAGCGUCACGUCGUACAGUUCGGUCGUGAUACACCACAGCCCGGGGAAAAGGCAGAAUCUGGAGACUGAAGUCGGAGAGGACUCGGUGCCGUCAAGGUCUGAAAGUUACUUUAAAGUGUAUAACAACCACGGGAAGAGAUUCAAAGGUGAAGAGCCGAAAUUCCCAAAGCCGCAAGAAUAUCACCACGUUCGCCAUGCCGAAGGGGACUUCAACCCCGCAGAAGCCGCACCGGAAACCAAACAGAAACCUUACAGGCUGAACUUCCAACAGAGUAAGCACAUCGCGAACGAGGGCUACAGUUCCAAGUACAACAGGAACAGGGAUGAACGUCAGAGUUUCAGAGAUGAAGACGGCGAUCAUAAAGAAGAACAAAACCGAGAGCACAAAUUUGAGCCUUCGUACAAACCAGAAGACCCGAGGAUGCUAAUUUCCACCUUUCUUAAACAAGACGGACCUGAACAUAGAGGACAUCCUGCAUACAGACCUGACGUAACCAAAAAUCCAAAACCCAAAGCUCACCCUCCUCCCGGAAUGUCCCAGGACUUGAUGGAAUCCCUUUUACAAAAAGAACCGCAGAAAUUCGGCGAGGCAGAGAAAGUGAAAAGAUACGAGCAAAAGAAGAAGCUGAAAAGUACGAGAGGUGGGGAAUCACCUAGUUCAUUCAACGUCGGGUACAGCAUCGGGUUCGGACAGCCCAUAUCAGACGAUGUCGUCUUUGGAAAACCCAAGGAUGUCAAGCUCCACAUAAACGGUCAAAAAUCCGUCUGGAAGCAACUGAACGAAGGCGUGGAAAUGUCACAAGAUUUAGAGAAAAAGAAGCCUCUUUUGUACAGAAUACCCGAUUCUAAACAAAGAGGAGCGUCGCCACAGAUAAGCGUGCUAAAGAACGGCGGAUCUUCCGUGUUUUACAUGAACAACAAAAUCCCUGACAUAAAUAACAUACCCACCGAAGGUAAAGGAACCUUCGACCACAACCAUGCUCUCACUCAAAGCAACGUUUUCGACUUUAGCAAUGCCAUGGCCAACCCGCCUUUGGCUCUUCCUCUGCAGUCUGGUUUCGCCCCGGAAACCCAACAGUUUUCCAUUAAACCUAAAGGAAGGGGAUUCGACUUGAUGAAUUUCUACCAGAGCAUGGGGUACUCAGCGCCCGUGCCAGUUUUCAUCCCUGACUCGAAAGGACAAGGGCAGAUGGUUCAUGCUAUCGUCAUCCCUCUACAGACCCUCACCAAUGUGGAUUUCAACUGGGGCAGUUUUGCAGGGAUGUACAACAACCCGAUCCCCCAGAACUCGCUGAACUUCAAUUCUUUCGUCGCGCCGCCCAUUCCCACGUUCAACGACCAUUUUACGCCGUCGUUCCAUGGACAUAAUUUCAACGCUCCGAAGGAAAAACCGAAGACACCCAAAUCUCCGCAGAGGAAGCCGAAAGACGCUGAAAAGGCCGGAUCUUCUUUCUCCUCAUCGCCCAUCGUCGUACCACCGAUCACCCAGUCUCACAGACCAGUCGAUCUCCAGAAAGAGCAAGCCGCUCUCAACGCCAUCCUGGCCAAAGAACUGUCCAGGAAAAACCAAAGGCACUCCCCAAUAGGUCUUAGGCCUCCUCCUUUACACCAAUCCUAACUUAAUGAAGAACCCUUUGUAAAUAUCGAUGCCCUUGUUUUAUUGAGUGUGUUUUAUUGUAAUUUUAAGCCUCUCCACCCCUUCGAAGGGGUGAAACCAAAGCGAUUGUGACUGAAAAUUGAAAGAUGAAAAUCAAGCGACAUGCUCAUUUUCUUAUUAUGUUUAAUAUUUUAAGCUCACUGGUUAGGAAAUCUAGCACAUCCUGUUGUAAUAUAAUAUGUUUUUUCUUGUUACAUAAUUUUAUUAAUAUUUGAAGCCAUUGAAUUGAAUUGUGUGUUUAUUUAAUACA
Cimex lectularius (bed bug) is the source of this 2042-nucleotide messenger RNA. RefSeq lists its product as uncharacterized. The record is from RefSeq and is a predicted model, not a curated record. The transcript is spliced from 2 exons. NCBI's taxonomy places the organism in Eukaryota, Metazoa, Arthropoda, Insecta, Hemiptera, Cimicidae. The coding region runs from base 113 to 1753 and encodes 546 amino acids.